Arachis ipaensis is the source of this 456-nucleotide messenger RNA. RefSeq lists its product as uncharacterized. The record is from RefSeq and is a predicted model, not a curated record. Lineage: Eukaryota; Viridiplantae; Streptophyta; Magnoliopsida; Fabales; Fabaceae. Gene Ontology annotation, molecular function: zinc ion binding; nucleic acid binding.
AUGGCAACAGAUCUUAAAAGGGGACCAUGGAGUGUAAAGGGCUAUCUGAUUAAUCUAAAACUGUGGACACAAAAUGAGUCAAUACAUGAAGUGGAUCAUAGCUUUCUAGAAUUCUGGGUACAGAUUCAUGGCUUGCCUUUGGAAUACAUGAAUGUUGAAACAGGCAAAUUUAUAGGUGAAAGAAUGGGGAUAGUGGAGGAGGUGGAGGAUCCGGUCAAAAAUAAUAUUUUGGCAAGGUCUUUUCUCAGAGUGAGAGUGGCUAUGGAAGUGACAAAGGCAUUACCUACUGGAUUUUGGAUGAGAAGGGAUAAUCUUCCUGAUGCUAGGAUUCACUUUAAAUACGAAAGAUUGCAAGAUUCAUACUGCUUGAACUGUGGAGUCUUAGGGCAUGGAAGAAAAGAGUGCAACAAUCAAGCAAAAGCAAUACAUGUUGCAAUGGAGAAGGAGGAGGAAUAG